Zychaea mexicana is the source of this 2539-nucleotide messenger RNA. RefSeq names its product rRNA processing/ribosome biogenesis-domain-containing protein. Bases 78 to 2393 code for a protein of 771 amino acids. Gene Ontology annotation, biological process: rRNA processing. The record is from RefSeq and is a predicted model, not a curated record. NCBI's taxonomy places the organism in Eukaryota, Fungi, Mucoromycota, Mucoromycetes, Mucorales, Lichtheimiaceae. The transcript has 10 exons. Gene Ontology annotation, cellular component: nucleus.
ACCCAUUGAACUUUUUUUAUUAUUAUUUUCUACUUGUCUACACGAACCACCAUUUCCGCCGUUAAAAAACCUAGAGCAUGACAACGGUGGCGGCACAAUUAUCACGGAUCCUCUCUGACUAUUUAGCAGACGAGUCACGCGUUUGCACUUUUCUUCCGUUCAUUCUCGAGGCGAUCACUAACAAUAACCUUUUGACGGACGAUGCUAAAAACGACGACGACGCCAUUGUCAAACGCAAAUGGACAGUACGAUUAAACGCGUUGCUCGGAUCUAAGCAAGCCACGACACGCUGGGCUGCGAUCAGUCUGAUAAAAGAAACAUGUGACCAGUCAGAAAGCUUGUAUGCCUCGGGCGUACAGUCUUGGGCAGCACAGUUGUUGGGUAUCCUUGCGAAACCAGAAAGUACCAUGAAUAUCACAGCAUCUAUCGAAACGCUCUCUGUUCUUUUUGAAAAGACGAUCGGCAAGACCGAGUUGCAUGCCGAAGUGACAAGCAAGUCGCUACCCCGCUUCAACCAGCUCCUUCUUACUCUUGGCCGUAACCCUGAAUUGAUACCAGUAACACUCGUUGCAUUAUCGAAAAACAUGGAGCUUUUCCCAUCCAUGUCACGCCACAUUACGGAUCAGACAUUGAAGAUGUAUAUUUCAUGUUUGGAUGGCACCACAGACGUGUCUCCAAACUUGAUUGGCAGAUGUCUGGCCGCAUCCUGUCGAACUAGUACAAAGACCAACUUUGCCAGUAACUGGCAAGAAAUGUUGAUGCGACUUGUUGGUUCAGUACACGAGGCAUUGGAUCGGUUGUUUGAUACGGUUGAUGAAGAGGACAAUGUUCCGGAUCGAGUGGCAGGUUAUCCAUUGUCCUCCAUUGCACCAGAUUACGUUGAAGCAUUCCCGACACUUUUGAAACGAAUUCGAUACAUACAAGAUACCAUUGCUGUUUAUUUGACGUCAAAAACGAUGGUACCGGUAGGUGUGCCUAUUGCUCAUCUCACGCGACUCUGUUGCCGAAUUUAUAACGUCUACCAAGGCUGUGUGAUGCGGGAAUUUAAGCCCAAGGAUGAAUAUGCUUGUCUUAUGACAUGUCUCCCAGCACUCCAUUUAGGCACAAACAAGCUGCUUGCAAGCUUACUUUUAUGUGCGGAUGCAGGUAUGGCACAAUAUGGCAAACUGCUGGCUCGUAUUCUUUUACGGUUAUUGAGUGAAAAUAGCAAAAAGAGAGCUGUCAAAAUAUCGGUGUAUAACCUUAUCUCUUUAUGCUUGCGAAAGUUCGGAUACGCUUUUGCCGACACCAUUUUGAAAGCCGUGAUUUCUUCUGCUAUUGACGAUUUGAAGGCAAUUGAGCGUAAAAAGUUGGAUGUCGUUGUACCAGAGAAGAAGGUCGCAGGCAAGAAACGACGCGCCGAGCAUAUCAGUUCCGACGCUUUUACAAACGCCGAUUCCAUCUCUUAUCAGCCGUGCGAUAUUCAAAUGGCAGCACUCGAAGUACUUCAAGAUCUUUUGACCUUACACGGCAAUUCCAUGGACGCCAAUUUGCGCUCCUCGAUCGAUACUAUUGUAGUCUCAAGAAUUUUGCAAGCAGCAUAUCUUGGCGACUCUAACGAAGAAAGCUCUGCUGUCAAGUGUUGUCUGUACAAAUGCUUGCUGAGUUCCAUCAUGAGCCCAAAUACCAACCAGGCCAGUCUUUUACCGCAUGCUGUCAGGAUUUUCAGUGCUGGACAGAAUGACGAGACACAUGAGCUUCGUGUGAUAUGUACGCAAGGCUUAGCAAUCUGUGAUCUUUGUAUGCAUACUCGAAUGCCUCCAAUUCAACGCGCAACACCAGCACCGCCUCCUCCAGUACAACAAGCAACAUCUACUACUACCAGCACCACUGUCACAAGUUUCUUCCUUGAAGAAGAAAAAGAAGACCAAGAAGAGCAGGUCGAAAAGCUUUCUGAACAAGUAGAGCAACCAGCAUCUCCUGUACAGAAAGCGGCACCAAUAACAAAAAGUCCUGUGGUUUCUCGCUCCAACGUGAUACGUGUUCCUGAAGAAGAUGAAGACGACGACGACGAUAUAACGAUGAUGCAAAAUCAACACCCAAACAGCAAUUCUUCUGCAUCAGCUACCACUAUCCCUUCCGCGAGCCGUGAUGAAGAAGAAAAAUCUAAUCAAGAGCCACCAGUAGUAGCCCCAGUAUUCUCUUCUUUAACGUCGUCACUAUCGGCAACCGAUGGUGAUAAUUCAGAUAAGGUCGUAACCAGCUUUACGGCUGAAUCAUUCAGUGAUACAUCUACAUCAUCAACACAACCACCAAAGCAAACCAACGGCAAGAACAAAGGAACCACUACUAUGGAAGAGGACGAAUCUAACGACGAGGAGUUUGAGAUACCGGAAAUCAGCAUGGAGGACUAAAUUUUCAAAAGACACACGCAAGCAGUAAUAAUAAUGGUAAUAAAGAAGAAAAAAAGAAAAACGGCAUAGUAUAUAUAUAUAUAUAUAUGUAUAAGAUUGAAAGGAAGAGAGAAAAAAAGGAGCGAGGGGAAGUUUUGUAAUAGUAC